This is a messenger RNA of Bactrocera neohumeralis, 804 nucleotides long. RefSeq names its product leishmanolysin-like. The transcript has a single exon. Gene Ontology annotation, biological process: proteolysis; cell adhesion. Lineage: Eukaryota; Metazoa; Arthropoda; Insecta; Diptera; Tephritidae. The record is from RefSeq and is a predicted model, not a curated record. Gene Ontology annotation, cellular component: membrane; cytoplasm. Bases 1 to 804 code for a protein of 267 amino acids. Gene Ontology annotation, molecular function: metalloendopeptidase activity.
AUGCACAAUUCCACACAAUACUGCACCUCGACUCGGACAACGUCCGGACUUUUGGGUGAAACUGUUAGCUGUACGGAGGACGACAUCCUCACUUCCGCCAAGCAGGAUCUCCUUGUCAACACCAUGAUCCCCGCUGCUGUCAAGAUGCACCAGGAACGUCUCAUGGUGCAGCCUCUCAGCAAAAUCACGGUGGAACCCUUUGAUGACAAGAUCUGUGGUUCGUUCUCUAUCCCCCAGCAGGUCCUCACCAACGGCGUAUCGGACGCUGACUUUGUCCUGUUCGUUGCCGCCGGACCCGUGAGUGGGAACACCGUUGCGUGGGCCACGACCUGCGGCUACGGCACAGACGACCGUCCGUUGGUGGGCGUCAUCAACGUGAAGCCAGAGUACAUCGACGGGUCGGACCAGUCCAUUCGCACCGUGGCCCACGAGAUCAUGCAUGCCCUCGGCUUCACGAACACGUUUACGUACAAAAAGAUGACAGCAACCGUGACCCGCCUGCGUGGUGCCCCCAAUGCUCCUGUGGUCGACUCUUCCAACGUUGUUCAGCGCGCUGGGAAUCAGUUCAACUGCAGCAGCGUCUACGGGAUGGAGCUUGACAACACCGGAUGCUUUGGGAAUGCUGGUUCACACUGGACUGUCCGGAACGCGAUGCAGGACAUGAUGUGCGGCUGGCCCCGACCGUCAAUGCAGUACAGUGCCAUCACCAUGGCUGCGAUGGAGGACCUGGGCUUCUACAAGCCCGUGUACGAGAAAGCUGAGUACAUGGAACUGGGGCUUUUGGAGUCGGUUGCGGGCUGCUAA